UCUACAAAAUUUCAAUUGUUUCAUGGACGUAUGCAAAGAGGAAACAACCGUUGCUGCUGUGGUGGCCUUCACUCGUUCAGUUCAACACCAAAGUCCUGCUGGUCGUGUCGUGCUUAGCCACCCAGCCCUCACCGUUCAGAAUGGGGGUGAAAGAUCGCCCUCAGUGCUACUUUGAUGUGGAAAUCAACAGGGAGCCAGUUGGACGCAUUGUCUUUAAGCUGUUCUCUGACGUUUGUCCAAAGACAAGCAAAAAUUUCCUCUGCUUAUGUACUGGUGAAAAGGACACUGGAAAAACUACAGGGAAAAAAUUGUGUUACAAAGGCUCUACAUUCCAUCGAGUAGUUAAGAACUUCAUGAUCCAAGGGGGAGAUUUCACUGAAGGCAACGGAAGAGGAGGAGAGUCCAUAUACGGAGGUUACUUUGAAGAUGAGAACUUUAUUCUCAAACAUGACAGAGCAUUCCUCUUGUCCAUGGCCAACCGCGGCAAAGACACCAACGGUUCCCAGUUUUUCAUAACUACCAAACCAGCACCACAUCUUGAUGGAGUUCAUGUGGUCUUUGGGCUGGUCAUCUCUGGUUUUGAAGUGAUAAAAAGAAUCGAGGGCCUGAAGACUGACUCUGCCAGCAGACCCUACGCUGAUGUCAGAGUGAUCGACUGUGGGCAGCUGAUUACAAAAUCUGCUAAUGAUGUACUGGAACGCAAGAAAAGGAAGGUUUUCCAUUCUGAGGAUGACUCGCCGAGUUCUUCAGAGUCACACUACUCCUCAUUUGAGUCUGGAGAAGAAUCUGAUGAAAAGUAUACGCGCAGAAAGAAGAAAACCAGCUCCAAGAGCAAACACUCAAAGAGGAGAAGGAAAGAUGUAGAGAAGACUGAGAAACAGCAUGAAAAAAUGACCGUUCAGAAAUGUCCUGCUGAGCGAGAGAUGGCAGAGGAAGAGGAUGGAGAGAAGGAGCAGAAUGUGAAGAGAGAGAAACCUGUGGUUCGACCAGAGGAGAUCCCGCCUGUGCCAGAGAACCGCUUCCUGCUUCGUCGAGAUGUGCCAGUCCAGGAAGAGACAACUGACCUGACUGAACAGGAGACAGCAACAGCCCCCAGUGACCCCAAGCCAGCGGUCACAAAAUCUGGACGGAAGCUCAAAGGCCGUGGGACCAUGAGGUACCAUACCCCUCCUCGGUCAAAGUCCCGGUCUGAGUCUGAGGAAGAAAGAGGGAGCAGUGAGACUCCUCCACACUGGAAAGAGGAGAUGCAAAGAACAAAGACUUACCAGCCUCCCAGUGUAGAGAAAUGGAGCAAAGGAGAAAAAUGGGAUGACAGAAGUGACACGCCAUGGUCACGGUCAAGGUCCCGUGAGCGUUCCUCAGGUCAGAGCUCAGACCGCUCUAUCCAACACCACCGACACAAGAAGGAAAAGAAAAAAGCCAAACGAAAAAAGAAGGCAAAGAAACGGAAACAUUCAAAGAAACAUAAAAAGAACAAAUUUAAAGAGGCUUCACUUUCAGAGGGAGAGAGGUCUAUGUCGUCUAGUAGGAGGUCAAGACUCUCCAGCCAUUCUGAGAGGAGAUCUUAUUCACACUCUCGCUCUCCAUCCACUUCACGCCACUCAUGUAGAACUUAUAGAUCAGGGUCAAACAGGAGGCGCUUCUCAUCACGUUCAUCUAGAGAUACCCAAUCUUAUUCUUGUUCAAGAGGCAGGUCCUAUUCCAGAAGUCGCUCAAGGUCUGAAAGUAGGUUUAGAUCCUCCUCAAGGUCCAGGUCUAGGAGUCAAUCUGGACGGUCUAUUACAAGAUCCAGGUCACAUUCUCGCUCUAUGUCUGGGUAUAGGACGAGAUCCAGGAGCAGAUCUAGGUCCAGGUAUAGGACUCCAUCCCCACAUUACAGAAAAAAAUCAAGAUCCCCUAAACGAGCAAAGCUGAAUGAGGGCAGUACACAGAAGAUUAACAAAACUUUACCCACCACUACUCAAACUGUAGAAUCAAAAGCACCUCCAGCAACUUCUUCUGAGGGGGCCCCUGUGCUGCCUUUGAGUGACAGCCCGCCACCAUCCCGAUGGAAACCAGGACAGAAGCCCUGGAAACCCUCUUAUGUCCGGAUUCAAGAGAUCAAGGCAAAGACAGACUCCACUUAUCUUGAAAGCAGAACACCAGGCGUGGAUCUUGAGAGGGAACCUCUGUCCACUUUUCAGAGUCAGGUGGAGGAUCCCAAUAGUGCAAGGCAACAUGGUGCUAAUAACAAGCAACCUGAUAGUCUCCUACAUAGACGAUCAUCCAGAAGUCAAUCAUCUAGUCGAUCGAGAAGCACGAGUCACUCAAGAUAUCAGUCCACAUCACCUGGCCAGUACAACCACAGGUCUUCUUCUUCUUCCUCCUCUUCCAGAAGGUCAAACUCUCAUGAUUCAUAUAGGAAAAGGUCUUCAGAGAAGAGGGGGAAACGUCAUCAUAGAUCUCAUAGAAAGAGCCGAAAGAGAGCCAAGAAUGUAGUACGUAGCCAUGCCAAAAAAGGUGCAUCUCUCUCUCACUCAGAUGACGACACUGAAGCUAUGCACAGUCCCAUCAACCAGCAGAAUAGUUCUGAGGUACAAGAAAAUGCACUAGAUCCAGUGUCAGAUCAUGGCUCUAAGACAGAUCGAGCAAAGAAUCUCAAUGUAGACAAAACCUCUCACGUUGUUCUUAAAAAGAGUAAAACUGGAUCCGGAUGGGAAAGUGAUGGGGAUAAUUUGAGCAAACUGAGCUCUGUUGAUGUGCAAAAUGCAACUCAAAUUUGUUCUAAAAUGGAAGGUGGACUUUCUGAAAUGCAAAAGAAGAUGAUUUUGGCACAAUGUUGGGAGUCUGAAAGUGACUCUGAAAUGCCAGAAUCAAAGACUAUGGUCAGUGAAACUAAACAUGUUUCAGACAAGGAAGAGGGGGAAGCAAGUUCAGAAUCUGAAAGUGAAGCACCUGCAGGGCUGUGCAACAAGCCAAACCAAGUCUCCAGGGUAUCAGAAGAAUUUAAAAGCAUUGAGGAACAUUCUGAUGACUAUACAAAGGCGGAAAAGCACAAGAGCAAGAAGGCUAAGCGGAAGCACAAGCACAAGAGGAGAAACUCUGACAGGCCUGGCUCUCAUCGAUUAAAGACCAAAACCAAAAAGUCCAAGAAGAAGCACCAAAAGCCAAAGGAGACAUUUCACUGGCAGCCUCCUCUAGAGUUUGGUGAGGAAGGGGAGGAGGACGAUUCACUUGCUCAGGUGAAGCAUAGAGACCUUAGACAGGAAGGUACUGACAAUGAAGAGCCCACAAGAUCAGUAAAGGUUAUGCAGAUGAAAUCUCAAGAUUUUAAAAACAAGGAUCAUGAGAAGGUGACAGAGGAUUCAUCUAAAGAACAUUGUUUAGCUGUGGAAGCCCCUUAUUCUAUGAACAUGCCUAAAAGCAGGCAACUGAGGCUAAACAUUCAGGUAGUGAAGAAAACAGCACAAGAUCCGCAGAUCAAUUUAAGUCAGUCAAAUGCUAAAGCACAGCAUGCCCAAAACCAACUGAAAGAUAAUGAUGACACAGAGGCUUGUACCCCAGAGACCAACACAGAGCCACCAGGACCUGAUUUGAAAACUUUUGCUAAGGAUGGCAAUCCACCUCAAACAGAUCAAAAAGCCUUAGUUACAAUACCGCCUGUUGUAACUCAUUCCAACCAACCAGGAGAAACGCAGUCUGGAAAUGUUGCUGUACCAGUUGAUACAAAAUGGAAGCCUUUAAAAGGCAUGACUCCAGUACAGACAGUCAGUGCAGGUUCAUUAGAUAUGAAAGUCAACAAGGCACAGCAAGCUGAGAGCAAGACCCAAGGUCUCAAGAUUGAGAUCAAGAGCAAAAGCAGAGUCCGGCCAGGGUCCCUUUUUGACGAAGUGCGGAAAACUGCUCGGUUAAACCAGCGGCCCAGAAAUCAGGACAGUUCCAGUGAAGAGGACCCUCCUCCUGCAACAGGAGAGCAACCUGUAUCACACAAACACUCUCGGAGCAAGUCCCGUUCCGUGUCCAGUCCCAGGUCUCGACAUAGACGCAGGUCUCAUUCGUACACCUCCAGAAGUAGGUCCAGAAGCUCCAGCUAUUCUUCCAGGAGCUACAGUAGAAGUAGAAGCAGAAGGAGAUACAGUAGAGAUCGUUCUCGGAGUAGUAGCUACCAUAGCUAUCGCAGUCAUACAUACAGUAGAAGUCGUUCCAGAAGUUGGUCCAGGAGUCACAGAAGGUCACGAUCCUACACUUACGACAGCUAUUCCAGCCGCAGUCGCAGUCGUAGUAGAAGGCGGAGACACAGGUCCAGGUCAUCUCACUCCUAUAGUCGCAGUUCUUCAAGGCGUGGAAGUCGAAGCAGUCGAUAUAGCUGAGAAGAGUUUUGGGAAAUAUAAUUUCAGAUGAAUCUUGUUUCUGUUCAGCAGUUGAAGCUAUACCAGAGCCAUAUAUGGCUUUUGCAAUUAUGAAACCAGGUAUUUUGAUUCUUUAUGACUUGUAAAUAUUUACAGUGUGAGUACAUCAUUAUAUACUGUUUAAUUCUAACAACUUAUGCUUUUUAACAAAAUAUUUUUUAUUUUUCAAACAACAUAGGACAUAUAUGAAUAUAUAAAGUAUUUUAUUCAGGCCUUCUGCUUUGAGUUCUUUGUGACUUGCAUUAUACUAAAAAUCAAAUUUAGGAUGGAUGGAUCCUUUACACUAAAUUCUUCCAUCAGAAAACCACUGAAAUAUUACUAUUCAGAGAGAAUUUUGUUUUAGAGCAAUGAGAAGCGACAUGUGCUUGAAAUAUUUGGGCUCCAUUGUCUAUUUUCUUUUCUUGAAUGUGAAAUCUACCAUCUUUACCAUCUUGUUGCAAGGGAGAAUAAAUAAUAAAUAAAUGAAUGAAUAAAUAA
Molecule: messenger RNA, 4865 nt
Organism: Pygocentrus nattereri (red-bellied piranha)
Lineage: Eukaryota; Metazoa; Chordata; Actinopteri; Characiformes; Serrasalmidae
Gene: nktr
Product: natural killer cell triggering receptor
Exons: 17
Coding region: 141-4349 (1402 amino acids)
Biological process (GO): protein folding; protein peptidyl-prolyl isomerization
Cellular component (GO): nucleus
Molecular function (GO): peptidyl-prolyl cis-trans isomerase activity
Source: RefSeq, a predicted model, not a curated record